AUGUUCCCAUAUAAAUUGCCAUGGAUCAGAUUUUCCCGUAGUUUUUUUGUGUAAUCCAUAUUCAAUGUCGUAUUUUAGCCUUGAUUUUGUUCGCUCUUCUUCUGAAUUCUCUUCAAGCUUCGGCCGUUCCCAUCAAAUACGAUGAGAAUACAAGUCGGAACAAUACGAUGGAGAUUGAGCCGAUCGAGUCGAAGAACACCACUGGCAAGGAGAUGGAAAAGUUGGAGUUGUUGCACAACCAUCAUCAUCACGGCCAUCAUCAUGUCCAUGUCCAUGUAAGUAUUGCUGAAGCCCCUAAACUCUAUUUAGGGGCAAAACUUGACUUUUUGCCCAUUCAGAAAAAAAAAAGAAUUUUUCCAAGCUGCGCCCGAGCCUUACCUCGGAACUCGUUUUUCUAGCUACCAGUUAGUUUUUGGCCACUUUGGAAGCAAAAUUCAAAAUUUUUACCCAUUUUUAAUUCAUUCAAACAAUUAUAAUUUUUCCAAGCUGCGCCCGAGCUUCACCUCGAAACUUGUUUUUCCCAGCUGCCAGUUGAUUUCUGUCAAUUUUGGAAGCAAAAUUUAAAUUUUUUACCCAUUUUGAACUCAUUCAAAAAAUAAUAAUUCCUCGAGCUGCGCCCGAGCCUUAUCUCGGAACUCGUUUUUCUGGCUAGCAGUGGAUUUUUUGUCAAUUUUGGAAGCAAAAUUCAUUUUUACCCGUUUUGAACUCAUUUAAAAAAUAAUAAUUUUUCCAAGCUGCGCCCUAGCUUUACCUAGAAACUCGUUUUUUCUGGCUACCAGUGGAUUUUUGUCGAUUUAAGAAGCAAAAUUUAAAUUUUUUACCCGUUUGAACUCAUUCAAAAAAAAAUAAUUUUUCCAAGCUGCGCCCGAGCUUUGCCUCGAAACUCGUUUUUUCCAGCUACCAGUUAAUUUUUGGCAAUUUUGGAAGCAAAAUUCAAUUUUUUUACCCAUCCCCGUUCAAUAAUGCAAAAGAAAUUCCUGUCUGUCGUUCCGGCCGCUCGAAAUGAAGCCGAUCUAUUCUCAUUUUGGAAAAUUCGAAGCAAAAAAUCGGUCAAUUUCAGCAUUUUGUGGGAAAAUUCAAUUUCAUUUCUCAAUUUUGGAAUCAAAAAACAGGAUGUGAGAAGAUAAGUGUGUUGUGCGGUCGGCUUCUUUCUCUGCGUGUGCAGUGUGAAAUUUUUUUGGGAUCUCUGCGAAUUCUGCCUUUGACUGUAUGAACUAAUGAAAAAUAUACGCGAAGGGGUCCGAAGGGCCCCCGAGCGUCUCUGCAUAAAGUCAACGGCAGUUUCAGCGCGAGUGAGGGUGCCGAAGGCGCCCGACCCUCAAAAUAUCUUAAAAUUUCAAAAAAGUUCUGAUUAAAAGUUUUCUGAACGUGCCAGAAUGGAGGGGUCCCGCAGGGACCCCCGACAUUCUGGUUUUUAAUUCAUUCAAACAAUUAUAAUUUUUCCAAGCUGCGCCCGAGCUUCACCUCGAAACUUGUUUUUCCCAGCUGCCAGUUGAUUUCUGUCAAUUUUGGAAGCAAAAUUUAAAUUUUUUACCCAUUUUGAACUCAUUCAAAAAAUAAUAAUUCCUCGAGCUGCGCCCGAGCCUUAUCUCGGAACUCGUUUUUCUGGCUAGCAGUGGAUUUUUUGUCAAUUUUGGAAGCAAAAUUCAUUUUUACCCAUUUUUAACUCAUUCAAAAAAUAAUAAUUUUCCCGAGCUGCGCCCGAACUUUGCCUCGAAACUCGUUUUUCUGGCUAGCAGUGGAUUUUUUGUCAAUUUUGGAAGCAAAAUUUAAGUUUUGUACCCAUUUUUAACUCGUUCAAAUAAAGAAGAAUUUUUUCAAGCUGCGCCCGAGCCUUAACUCGGAACUCGUUUUUCUAGCUACCAGUUGAUUUCUGUCAAUUUUGGAAGCAAAAUUUAAAUUUUUUACCCAUUUUAAACUCGUUCAAAAAAAAUAAUUUUUCCGAGCUGCGCCCGAGUUUUACCUCGGAACUCCUUUUUCAGGCUACCAGUCGAAUUUUUCUCCAUUUUCUGAAUCCUCCAUUCCAAAAAAAGCUUCAGACUUUCAAUUCGACAUAUAAAUUAAAGUUUUGUCAAGUCUCGGGCGCAGCUUGCAAAAAUUAUUUUUUAUUGUGAGGCUUUGAUUUUCUUCAAAUUUUUCAUACAUCGUCUGUCUGUGACGCAUAUCAAUGUAAGAAAAUUUUAACUCAUUGUACAAAAUUUUAACCGGCAUUUUCACUGGUCUACAGUAGUAUAAUAUGAUGACUAAUCGUAAAAUAAAUUUUUUAUUUUUUUAGAGAAGCGGAUUUUGUUGGAGCUGCAAUAGUGGUAAGUUUGGUAUUGUUGGAGCAUAAAUCGAUUCUGUUUUAAGGCGCCUUUUCAGCUGGAGGUAGUCUUUUUGUCUUGGCUUUCAUAGGAUUCAUCAUUUGUUCCAGUUGCUGCUGUGUAAGGAUGAUUUUAAAUUCAAUUUUUUUAUUGUUGGGGUAAAAUACGUGGACUCAAGUUUCUUCAACAUUAUUUUGGGGCCGGAAAUUGCAAAAAAAUUUUAAAAAAAUUGACUGUUUUUGAAGAAUUUUGAGAGAAAACUUGAUUUUUUGUCUAAAAUAAGGUUGGAAUUGAGGUUGUAUACCUAUUUGUAACAAAUAUCGGACUUGGUCUUCAAUUUCCAUGAGAAGCUAUUAGCCGGCUACGAUAAUUUUUUUGUGAAUUUUGCAAAAAUAUUAUAUUUUUUAGUCAUCAAAAAAUGGCCUAAAUUACGAUAAAAGAUCUCAUUUCCCCUCAAUUUUUGCCAAAUUCAGAACUUAUUUUUAUAUUUCACCUACUGUAAAUGUUCCGUAGCCAUAGCUUACACUAAAUUCUACUCGAAAAUUUUACCAUAUUUUACAUUAAUUCACAAUUUUUUCAGCGACGACCGCGCCCUGUAGUAGUCCCAGUCGAUCAGCCGAUGGUCGCGCAGCCGCCUCCGCAAAGCUACAAUCCCCCGGGCGGCCAAUUUUAUCAACAACAGCCUCAAAUGCAGCCACAAUAUCAACAACAGCCUCCGCAAUACUCAUACACUCCGCCUGCACAGCCGAAUGUUGUGAUGGUCGAAGGAACUUCGACCACCCCGAGAAAGACUUAA
This is a messenger RNA of Bursaphelenchus xylophilus (pine wood nematode), 3099 nucleotides long. The record is from the annotation of a GenBank genome assembly. Lineage: Eukaryota; Metazoa; Nematoda; Chromadorea; Rhabditida; Aphelenchoididae.